This is a messenger RNA of Purpureocillium lilacinum, 2334 nucleotides long. Its product is annotated as putative ATP-dependent RNA helicase dhr2. Gene Ontology annotation, biological process: positive regulation of transcription by RNA polymerase I. Gene Ontology annotation, cellular component: intracellular anatomical structure; nucleolus. Gene Ontology annotation, molecular function: double-stranded RNA binding; helicase activity. The record is from RefSeq and is a predicted model, not a curated record. Lineage: Eukaryota; Fungi; Ascomycota; Sordariomycetes; Hypocreales; Ophiocordycipitaceae.
AUGGCCUCGGGCAGCGCAGAGCAGCCUGCCAAGAGGCGUAAAAAGCAGCAGCCGUCCAAUGUGAUCACAAUCGGAGGCAAGGCCUUCUCCCUCGACAGUUACCUGGACCCAACCCCCAAGGCCUCCAAGACACCGCUGCCAGCGACUCCAUCAGACUCGACCGCGCCAUCGCAGGAACCAUCAGUAGCCCCCGACAAUGUCGCAACCGCAGAGACGAAGCGUGGCAAGCCACGUCUGGCCAGGCAAGACAAGAAGGAAAAGCCGCGCGCCAACAGCCACGAGGACCCGCAGCUGCUCAAAACGAGGAAGGACCUCCCCAUCUGGCAGCAUCGCUCCGAGAUCCAGGCCGCGCUUCGAUCGCGCGACAGCCACAUCCUCGUCCUGGUGGGUGAGACAGGCUCCGGAAAGAGUACGCAGGUGCCGCAGUUCCUCUACCAGGAGUCCUGGUGCCAGCGCCGAAAAGUCAAACUGCAGGGUUCCCAGGACGAAGUUGGCGUCGGCGGAACCAUAGCCAUCACGCAGCCCAGGCGGGUCGCGGCGACCACCUUGGCCCAACGAGUAUCUCGCGAAGCUGGAACGCCUCUAGGGAAGGGGAAGCCGGAUGGCCUUGUCGGUUACUCGGUACGGUUCGACCACCAGGUCCCGCGAGGGACAAAGAUCAAGUUCCUCACCGAGGGUACACUACUUCAAGAGCUCCUACGGGAUCCGCAUUUACGGCAAUACAGCGCCGUGAUCGUCGACGAGAUCCACGAAAGGAGCCUGGAUGUUGAUCUGCUCGUUGGAUUCCUGAAGCAGAUCUUGAUGGGAGACUUGAAAGGCCGAGGCGGUAUUCCCCUCAAGGUCAUCAUCAUGAGCGCUACUGCAGAUGUCGAUGGCAUCCGGCAAUUCUUCAGUGACAUUCCGGUCAAGGACGAAAGUUCAGAGCGCGUUCAGGUGCUUCGAAUAAAAGGCCGCCAGUUCCCUGUCGAGGUAGUUCAUGAGCCGCGGCCAGUCCCCGACAUUCAAGACGCCCUCUUGAAACGCAUCUUCAAAAUCCACCUCGAGGAGCCUCUUCCUGGAGACAUCCUUGCAUUUCUCACUGGCCAAGAGGAGAUUGAGUCGGCCCAAAAGCUCAUCGAGGAAUACGCCUCGACUCUCGCCUCGAAUGUUCCCAAAAUCAAGGUCUGCCCUCUCUAUGGACAGCUCACAAUGGAAGGGCAACGCGACGCCUUCCUGCCCGUCAAAGCGUCGUUCACGCGCAAAAUCGUCCUGGCCACAAACAUUGCCGAGACGUCUGUCACGGUUCCUGGCGUUCGGUACGUGGUGGACUGUGGCAAGGCCAAGGUAAAGAAGUACCGUCCGCGCCUCGGGAUGGAGUCGCUCCUCGCCAAGGUCAUAUCGAAGUCGUCGGCGCUACAGCGAACCGGUCGCGCGGGUCGUGAAGGCCCUGGCAAAUGCUUUCGGCUGUACACUGAGAGCACUUUCGAGACCUUCCAGGAUGCGGAUCUUCCCGAGAUAUUGCGCAAUGAUGUCCUCGGCGCCGUGCUGACGAUGAAGGCGCGAGGCAUCCACGAUGUGUUGGCAUUCCCUCUCAUGGACACACCCGGGACUGAAUCUAUUGAAAAGGCUCUGCUUCAUCUGCACUACUUGGGGGCCCUCGCCGACGACGGGGCCAUCACGCCGGCGGGAGAGAAGAUGGCGAGGUUUCCCCUACCGGCACCGUAUGGCGCGGUCUUGCUGGCGGCCGCAAAGCCCGAGUUUGACUGCGUGAUCGAGGCCAUAGACAUUGUAUCCUGCAUCACUGCCGGCGACGACAUCUUCUUGCAACUACAAUCAGAGGAGGCCCAGGAACAGGCGGGGACUCUGCGCAAAGAAAUACAAAGGCGCGAGGGUGACAUCAUUACAUACCUGACAACCAUGCAGCGCUACACGGGAGAGAACGCCGACAGGACCGACUGGUGCAAGCAGAGGAAGAUCAACCUGCGCAACAUAAGACAGGCGCUCAACAUUCGCCGGCAGCUCCGGGGCAUGUGCCUCAAGGAGAAGCUGCUGGCGGAAGCGCCGCCGCCAGACCCGCAACCGUUCACGCCAAUAGACCCCGAGAGGGCGGACAUGAUCCUCAAGUGCUUCAUGAGGGGCUUCGCGAUGAAGACGGCGAUGCUGGCGCCAGACGGCAGCUACGUGACGAUCCAGGGCAAGCAUGUGGUGGCCAUCCACCCGGCAAGCGUCUUGCACGGCCAGAAGAAGGAGGCCAUCAUGUUUCUAGAGCACGUGUUCACGAACAAGAACUACGCCAAGAAGGUCAGCGCGAUCCGGGCCAACUGGAUCGUCGAAGCGAUGGAGUCUAGAUACUAG